AGGUCGUGGAGGGGUCUUCAGAAUCAAAACCAGAAGCGGUACUUAGUACCAAAACCAAACAUAGAAAGCAAAGAUGAUCCCACUUUCCAAUGCGUCGAGCUCAAAAUCCGAUCUGCGGAAGCAGGUCGGUAUCCAGCCUUCCCAGCCACGCAAGAUGAAAACGUCUAGUACUUCGCCGAGGAAGAAAGCGCCAGGAGCAGGGUCCUCAUCGUCUUUACAGGGCAAUAAAAAUCUCGUCCCUGGCCACGCAGAGCAAAACGUCGAGGAGCUACUGCGUAUGGCGAAGACGCUCGGCGCCUCGAGUCCGUCGAAAGCGAGGAGGAACAGUCCGAGAAAGAAGUUCAGCCCGAGAUCUCGCGCCGAGGCGGGGACGAACAAGACGGGUGCUACAGGUGGUAGCGGUAGUCACCAGCAACCUGCAAUGUCCUCGGCGAAAAAUUUUCCCACAAGUAGUACUGCAUCAAACCCGACCUCGGCCACCGGACUUCUCCAGCGUAGACCCCCACCAGCCGUGCAAGCUACGCCGAAGGUCCAUGCGGCGGAUCUGAUCGCAACACAUCAUGUUCAACAAAAUAGGCGUGGUGGUACAACUGCCGCUGGUCGUGGUAGACUAUCGUCGCCAAAGAGCCGGAACAGCAGAUCUCCAUCGCAGCCGAUCACUUCUGGUACGGCCCCCGCACUGGGCAGAAGCAGGAUCGAGUCCAUCGCCGUGCACGCUGCCCUGAGCUCGUCUUCCGCAACUCCCGGGAGACCAGGUUACCACGCCGCGGCGAUGAAACCGCAUGCUAGACCGGCCGGGUCCGAACGUGCGCCGACGGUGGAGGCGUCGCAACAAAGCGGCGGAGGGGGUGGAGUAGGUGUUCAAGAAAAUAGUACACGUCGGCCCAGCCAAACCCGGCGGUCGCUGGGACCGCGGAUUCCGGCUCACGACAGUGCGAUUGUCGGGUCGGAUGAAGAAUUUGUUGCGGACAAGGAAUCGACGAUGCGGCGGAACACGAGCAACAGUAGCAGCAAGGUGCGGUUUAUCCAGGAAAAAACAAACACACCCAUCCAUCUUUUGCAUGGCAAACACUGGAUGUUACGCGUGUUAUGCAUGACAAAUUGGAUCAUAAGGAAAAGGAGGGGGAUGGGUGUUUUUUCCUGGAUACGGUUCUCCAACACGGUCGAGGUAUCCAACAUGGUGGAGCAGAUGAGUAGUGGGUUGGCUGUAUCAAAUGCAAAUAUGUCUGGGUCUGGAAAGUUGGAACUUGUAAUGCUCGCUUUACAUACCUGGGAAAUCUGUAUUGCUAACCGACAAAUAAAGCCGCACCCAUUUUUGUCAUGCAAAAACGCAGUUUCUCAUGCGGGCUGCCUAUGAGAAAGUGCUCCGGAAAGUUGUCAUGCUGGUCUGCAUUCGAUAGUAUUUCCAUCAUGCACAUUUUAGGAUCACAAGUUUCCAGGCCCAGACAUAUUUGCAUUUGACUGGCCGCGUUAGAGGGUCUCGUCCAAGUGAACGGGCAUGAGCUGCGGGAGAAGAAUUCGCUGGAAAAAAGGGUAUCGGCGCUGGAAGCGGGGAGAAGCACGGGAGGCGGAGGAGGAGGGGGAGAGGUGGACAUCAGUGCAGUAGAGGAUCCAACCGGCGUCGCAGAGCUUUUGAAACUCGAGCAGGAACUGGCGGAACUCCAGCAACACUUGAACACGCACGACGAAACGAUCGAGAACUAUGCGUUGCGAAAGCAUCGUAAUCGCACUAGUUAGUAUAAAUAGCAUCUCCAUGAUCUUCACAAAUUUGGGCACAGACAGAGGUUGACUUUGUGAAAUGUUGUUUCAGGUUUGGACAGAGGUUUGUCAUGCACGACCACAUCAAUGACUGCAAUUUGUACAACGAGUGCGAAAUAACUUUGGCACAGCAUAAGAACCACAAGAAACAAAUGAUUUCCACGACCGGGCAAACGGCUUUCCAAGCGACAAACAGGUUCAUGAAACAAGCAGGCAAUCAUCUACAACCGUGGCAACCGCAACAUCAAAAUCGGGCGACGGCUCCUGCGGCUUUCCCCGUGCCAACUGGCGCGCAGCCGGUGUUUGCGGGAGGUGGGGGGAAAAUAGUAAGUGCCGCGCCAUCUUCUACUAAUACCGCUGCUGGGUCAACAGCACAUCAAGCUGCACAAGAUGUCAUCGUGCCCAGCCAACAGCAACACAUAAUUCAGCCGCACCCGCUGCCGCAACAACUGCUCGCCCCGCAGCAGCAGAUCAGCCGACCGCUGCCGCAGAUUGUCACGCCGGUUUUGCAACCAAGAACGACCGUGCCGGUUGUCGUGCAGCCGAUGCAGCUGAAACCCAGGUUGCCACGUGACAGCGCAUCUUCAUCCAGGAAGACGGAAAACGUCGCCGUUCUUGCAGGGGGGCAUGAUCUACUUCAAAUGGACGCUGUUGUUGACCAAGAAGAAUCAAUCAGACCACCGCCAGCAGCGACCGAGCUGAUCGUGCCGCUGAGAGAAGAUGAUAGUUAUCCUGCAGGUCCUCCAGCUGCGCAUCUUCCUACCGGGCAGAGACCUGUCGUGCCAGGUGGAGCUGCUAGUGCUAGUGGUCCGAAUAAUGCCGUACAACAAAUAGUAAAUAAUAAUAAACCACCACCAAUUGCAGUUCCCGUUCCUGCCCCGACUGGAGGUGCUGGUGCGACGCCGCCUUCUAUUUCGCCCGCAUCUACUUCGACUGCACAGCAUCAGCAAAGAGAUCUCGAAAACGCUCAGUUCCCACCACCCGGAACUACAGACACAACGGAGCAAGUCGUGACCCGGCAGCUCUCCCCGCGUCUUCCCGAAGGCCAGGUGUGGACGAUAGAUUUGCGAACCGGGCAACCGAUGCCCUACGACCCGGAAAUAAAGCAGCAGAAAAUUAUACCGAUCAUGCCGUACAAGAGCCAUAGGCCGCUGCCAGACCUGAUGAACCGCAUGGCGAAUCGCAUGGCGUCGAGUUCAGCAUCGAGAUUGUCCGCGUCAGCUACGUCUUUAGCUCGCGUGGUGCCUGGUGGAGUUGCAUUUCGGGGUCCAUCUACUGCUUGUUCCGGAGAGCAGGACAGUAGCUCCAACCGCAGGAGCACAGGGGUGGCUUAUUUGAAUACGUCCUCCACCUCGCGCUCGCCCGGAACAAGGUUGAUGAACAAUCGUGCGACGGUCGCCUCAACCAGGCCGCGAGCGGCAACCGCAGUGGGACUCGUGGCGACGACGUCCCCGGGAGAAGAUGAAAGGCGAGCACCAGGAGUACAACCGGUGGCUAGUAUCCUUUGCAAAAGUAUCGUACUCCUACUAAAAUCACACGAUUGCACGACAAGUCUACGUUUCUUACCUGACUCUACAUGAGAAAUUGCACUUUUUUUCUUGAGAAAAUUUGUCAUGCGAAACAUACUAGUGCGAUGCUUUUGCAGUGCAUAGUGGUUCAACAACAAGAACUACCUCCGCUCGCGUCGCCGCCGACAAGGCUGGGCCAAUCGGUAAGCUACGGGAUGUUGACCUCGCCACCAACGGUGAUCCGCGGGACGUCGGCCACCGCCGCUGCACGACUCCCGUCUUCCUCGCCGCAGGCUUCCCGCGACGAGAGGGCAACAGCUACAACAACUUCUGGUCCACCGCCCCGCCUUGCGCCCUCUCCCGGCGGAAUUAUUCCAACCGUGCGGAGCUCCUUACCGGCGGCCGCGACCAGAAUCAGGAACGCGCCGAUGACCUGGAACUUACCGGACUACCGCCGUUCGAAGUCGCCGACGAGCGGUGGUUUUCCUAGUACGACACUGUUUGGUGCUGCUGUUGCUGGGAGUUCAAGUUCUUCUUCUUCUUCGAAAUCACCCUCGACGCAGGUACGGCAAAUAAACCAGGAAGAAUCUUUGAGCAAAACCGCCCCUCCAGCACCUGUCGAAAUUAUGAACAAUUCCGUUCCCGCGAUUGUGCGAGAUCGGGAUGUGGAACUGGUGCACGUCCAAGAGGGGUUGACGAUAAGCCCGAUUCCCCUUGUUCCGCAGGCGAUGGCGGAUGAACAAAUCGAAGCGAUAAAAAGAAUGAAACCACAUCAGCGAGAGAUCAUGAAAACAAGUGUGGACGAACUGGAAAUCAACCUUAAUCUAGACCUUGUUUCCCCGACGAGCAGAUUGGUGAAUACGCAUACUGAUUCCAACCACCCCGCCCCACGACCUGUUUCAACGCUGCAAGCGGACGUCGUUUCCCGAGCAACCGACGGCGCUUUUGUCGCGAGACAGCAGCUGCGAGGGGAGUUGGUAACGCAGUCCGUGAUGGAAGCGGUGCAUUUUGAAGAGGAGAUGAAUGAGAAACAACAGCAGCGGGAAAGAAGUGUCAGCGUCGAGGAACAGGUCGAGAUGCGGAAAGAAAAGUUGCUGGCGGGAAUGAACGCGGGAGGAGGAAAUGAAAUGCAGAAAAAUUAUCCAUCUUCUCUCGUCCGUCCCACCGAAGUUCGCCACAUGAUGCAGGCCGCCUUCCACGACAGUGUCGCGAAUGAGGAUGUUUUAACUUUCGACAUCCUACAGCCACCGGUAUUUGAAGAUGGUGCAGCUGCUGGUGGUAGCACAACUACGCAGCAGCAACAGCUGAAGAAAACUUUGUUCGCGACGGAAGAUUCUAUAAGUAAGAAAACCGUGGAUAUGGCAGCACAAAUGGAAAAAAUCAAUUUGAACUCCUCGUCUCAAUUGCUCGAAGCAUCCACGCUCUCCCCCGGCGCGCCGCCCUUCAUUCCGACGCAGUACGCGUUUGCAGGGCAGGAGCAAGCCGUCGCUGAGGCCGUCACUGGCAUCGGGUCCCCGCCGGGAUCGGGCAGGAGGGUGGCGCCCGUAGUUUUUCCGUCACCACCACGGUUUGUGUUCAACGAGGAGCCGCCGCAGGUAUUGUUGCCGUGGUUUGUCAUGCAAGCACACAAAUGACACUCGUCGAACUAAGUAGUCUACUUUGCACAUACAAUAAAUUCCAUAUUGAUGAAAUUAAUCUUGUUUUCAGGCCUCCUCUUCUUCCUCCACCGCAGAGCCCGUAGUUUUGGUUGGUGAGUUUCAAGUCCAGGGCCCCUACGAAGGUAGUAUGCAUUGCAAAAGUAUCGUACUCGUAUAAAUGCAUCACAAAUAAUUUCCUCAGCAAGAAAAAUAAAAUUUGCCAUGCGGAUUUACCUUACGAAAACAAAUUGUAAUGCAUGACUGCAAUUACCACGAGUACGAUAUUACUUUUACACAGGAUAGGUAGCCCAACCCGACAAAUCAAAAUAACUUCCCCGAUCAAGCUGAACGAGGACGGGUCGUUUCCGAGCAAGGAGGAACUGCAGGUCCAGGUCACCCCGUUGCUGAACAAAGCCCGGUAUGAAUUGAAAAAGUAUCGUACCACGACGUAGAGAUUGCAUUACAAGUUUGAUGCCUAGCAUGAAAAAUGGAGCUUGUAGUGCUGAUUAGCGAACAACACAUGCAGAUCUGUCAUGCAGUAUUGCGAUCAGGAUCACCGUCACGAGUAGCGCGAUACAACUUGUGCACAUGAUACCCGGGAGGAGGUCUUGCGCGACGCCCAGCUCCUGCAGCAACAGAAGAUCUUCGGCGGGAUCGUAGAUCAUGUACAGGACCAAGGAGCUUAUGCUGAAAUAUUUCUGCACCAAGAAGGACACCAGAAGGCCGCUCUUGUUUAUGGCCAAGAUGGGCAUCGGCAUGGGCGUCACCUAGGGCAAGAUGAAGAAAAUGAACAAGAAGACCAGCCAUACUACGAGUCCGGUUUCAACAUCGCACACGUCGAUUUAGUGCCGACGUCGUACCAGGAGCAGCCUCCCGAGCAGGAGUGCUGGGUGGAUUACGAAGACGAGAAAACAAGUCAGAAUCCUUCCGACGAUCAUGCUGGAGGAGUCCUCGCAGCCUCUACCUUGCAGAACGAGGACUACAGCUGCAACUACUAUCCAGGAAAAAACAGCCAUCUCCAUCCAUUUUUUGCAUGACAAAAACUGCAGCUUAUGCAUGUUUUGCAUGACAAAUUGGAUGGGAGUGGGUGUUUCUUUCCUGGAUAACUACCGGGCGCUCUUCCCCGAGCAGUUCUCGGCGAAUAGCGGGUGGAUAUGCAUUGCAAAAGUAUCGUACUAGUCUGACUUGCAUCACAAAUUUUUUCAAGAACAAAAUACUCCGUUAGAAAGUUAAAUGUGUCAUGCAUUACUGCAAUUCCUACGACUGCGAUACAACUUUUGCAGAGGAUGGUGUAGUCAAAACAGCUACUCCGAAGAUGAACCGCCGGAGGUUCUUCUGCAUCAAGAAGAAAGAACGCAAGAUGUUGCUCUUUUGCCCCCGGACCACGUGGAGGGACACGACAGCAUCCCGGAAGCGCCACUUCCAGCGCCGACAAAGAAUUCGCCACAUCCACCGACCAGAGCACCUCCGCCGACCGUAGACCAUGCAGGAGGAGUAGUAGAAUUAUAUCCUGGUAGUUCGCCCGACCACGCGGCCAGCACCAGCAACUAUUCCGUGCAGCGUCGUGAAAGGACGUAUCUGUCCCCAAACAGGCGGCAUACACCGUACGAGCGAAACAAGGGAUUUGAAGAGCAUGUAUCAAGUGCAAAUAUGUCUGGGCCUGGAAGGAGGCAAGGUUUGUCAUGCACAUUUUGCAUGAUUCCCGAUGUCUGUGAUGCAUGCCCUAGCAUCACAGAUUUUGUGAGGGUUUCCUGAUGCCUACACCGCAUGAGAAAUGGUCUCUCGCCGUGGCAAAAACUGGACCUCUUUUGCUGUUCAUGCAAUACAGAUUUGUGUAGAAUCCAAAUGCAGCAUCACAAGUUGCAUCCUUGUUCCAGACCCAGACAUAUUUGCAAUGCAUAGCAUGCGGGUAGAAACAUCUUCGCGGAUGAUUUUGCACCGCCGCAUUUGGUGGAGAUGGCGAACAGCAACAACGUGGCUCCAGCUGGACCACGAGAUGAGAUGCCUCUAGAAGCAGGGCCGGUCGACGAUAAUAUGAAGAAGCUGUUUCACACCAACAUGAAUGACAAUGAAGGUGAAGAAUAUCCAAGAAACUACAAGCCUGGUGUAGAAGCUGUUCCCUGCUCGUCGAGCAAAAAGGUCGAUGACAGUCUCGAAUUGUCGCCGUCACCCGAAGAUGAGUCACCGACAGUUUUUGCAGCUCGUGAUAAUAUCCCAGUAGCUGCAGUAGCAGGUGGACAUGAUCUUCUCCAUGAUCAACCACAGAAUGCAGUUCUUGCAAACGAUCCGCUUCCGCAGCAGGCGAAAAAUGAUUUCGAAGACGGCGAUGGCCACAACAGCGUCAGCGAGCAGUCGAUUUCCCCGUUGCAAAUCAGCACUCGCACGAAGUCGCAGCCGCCGGCUUGUUCAAGCCCGGAGGAGUUCUACGAGUCGCAGCUGCAGCCAGAUUACCAGCAACGGUCCUCCCAACAGCACUACGACCAGCAGGCUUUCUACAGUCAAAACUCGUUUUCAAAGCAAGCUUCCUCCUCCUAUUACGAAGCGGACUCCAUUCCACUCGAACAAGACCAGGAAGACGAGCCGAUGCAAUCGCGAAAUUCCUCCGUGCAAGAAGUGAUGCAGCACUUUCACUUUUACCCAGCCUGCAGCGUGCCCUCGGUUAUUUCUAGUGUGGUCGACGGCAGCUCCUGCACGGGACCUCUUGGACAUCAACAUGGCAAUCCUUCGCAAAGAAAUAAAACGCAGCAAUCUUUGGUCCAGCGGGUCAGCAGCUCCAGCGGUUCUCCCCUGGUAGAGGUCGCUUUGGGAAAUUUGUUUCGAAAGGCAGAGGCGACGCAAGGUCGGUCGUUGUUUGUAGUUGCAGCAGGAAACUCUUCUUCCGCCGGGGGAGCUGCAGGGGCGGGGACUACACCGCGGCAACCAUCAUCUACUUCCUCCUCCGCACUAUGCAUUGCAAAAGUAUCGUACCCCUACCCGUGUAAAUGCAUUACAAAGUUCCUCAGCAUGAGAAGAAAGGUUUGUAAUGCGGAUGUCCCAUAAGAAAAAAAUUUGUAAUGCGUGAUUGCGAUACAACGAGCCCGAUACUUUUGCACAGGAUACGCACCCUCGUCGAGCAAAUUGACUGCGUCGAAGGCCUCCUCUAGCACGGGACCAAGCGGGUUUGCUGCCAUCGUGGAAGAUCGGACGCUACUGCUCGAAUGUGAUAAUAAUUAUGGUGGACCCGUUUUCAAGAAAGUUCUUCCUGCCACAAAGAACCCAAGAGCAGCAGUGAAAAGUUCGCAGCAGAAGCCACUAGUGUCGCCGAAUGUUGUGCAGAAGAAGCUUGUUGCUUCGGUUGUGGCACGAGGUGUAAGCACGUCCUUUUCAUCACUGAACAAAAACAAGCAGAGUCCGACUGUGGCUUAUUCCCGGGCGGGGCACGGUCCAUCUUCUCGGUCAGACAGUGCAAAUAGUAGAGGGGCAGCUGCCACCAGGACCAGAGGAGCUUCAUCUGUGACGACGAAUCGCAGCCAGUCGCCAGUGCCAGGAGUUUCACAACAUGGACUACCCGGCUCCGCGCGAAAAAUCCUGAAGCGCGGCGACGGGUAUUUGGCUUCAAAGUUGAAGACUUUGACGAAGUCGGAUGCGAUCCUCGGCCGUGCGGUCUCGCCAGCUUUGCCAGAGAGGAAAUUGAGAAUGAAAGCCGAGUUGCAGGAAGUAGGUGCUAGAAGUGUAGGUGCUAGAAGUACAACUUCCGCAACGUCGCGUGGUGGGACGAGCGCUGUGGCUGGUGUAGAAGUUGUACCUCCUGCAGAUGAAGAGAUGAGGAACAGGAACACGAACACCAUGACGGGGCAAGAACACCAACAGCAUCAACUACGAGCUCCGCAUACCGCCAGGGCCGCAAUAGUUUCUACGAGGGAUCACGACCACGAACAUACGUCGCACCGUCGCCCGCAGUCGUCCCGAGAGCUGCAGCAGGCGCGACGACCGGUGAGUACUUCUAAAAGUAGUGCCGUGACGAGGACACCGCGAUCUGAUUCGAAAGAUGCUGGGGCGCCGUCUAGCAGUGCAGGAGCUCGGAAUAAGAAAACCAGCAGCCUGAAGGGCUGGGUGGAAGUAGUGGCGGGUCCUCGUGGUCCGAGCAACAAGAAGUCGCUGUUGCGGAAGCCGUCCGCCUCGCCCGGAUCGAAAAAACACUUGCAACUGCGACAAAUUUCAACUUCCGCGGCGCACACAUCUUUUACCUCGUCGCCACAGGAUCAGGGGCAAGACACUGAUAUGAUUACGAGAAGGUCGUCUGCUUCUGCAGUUUGUUCCGCAAUGAUUAAAAAAGGGGCGACAGGAGUAGAACAACAACAAGAAUUACCAGCCCCUCCCUCCGUUUCUCCGAUCGCCGAAUCAUCUGGUGAUGACGCCAGCAGCGACGGAGCGAAGAAUAAGCCGGUCCGGAUUAGUUUGCUGCGCGCGCGGGAGCAAGCGCUGUCUUCGCACACGAUGAAUUCGGUUGCUUGCGAAGAUGUUGCAGGCGGAGUUGUCGUGCCGGAGCAGGGACAGGAAGAACUACAGGGCACUUUUUACCCCUCCCCAACAGAGGUGAACAAGUGCGCCAGAUCACCUUCCGUUUUACUUGAAGAGGAGGAGGCGAGCAGACAGCGCUCCAACACAGAGGACUUCAUUGCGGAGAAUUUUGCCAACACGUCUUCACUGUUUUUAGAGCAGUACUAUCAAGAACAACAGGCGUCGACGCCGCCGGACAUUUCCAGCAGGGACUAUUGAUCACUACAACACACUCGCUGACGAGAAAAACAAGGGUUACGAAAGCACCAGCGGAUCAAAAAAAAAAAACAGAAAGACUCUGCUUAUCUUCACUUCUUCAAUACACGACAUUUCUUUCCUAAUUUACGUUUACAACUCUUAUUUGCGUGUGGUCUAUGCAUUUUUUAUAGAAAACUGAUUACGUAGUCGUACUAGGACCCUUGCAACAACUCGAAGAUCCAAAUCAGAAUUCACAAACAUGGAUAUAAAAAACACGAUAACAAGUACAACUUAAGAAGAUGAGGCCGAAAGACUGCGAAGAUCUCAAAUGUGCAAAAAUUCGGGCUCUGACGUGUACGAUGAUCUUCAAGACAGUUUCUAAUAAGAAAUCAAUGCACUUUUACACAUGUAAUUGGGCUUGCACCGGCAUCGAAAAUGAAACGAAGUCAUGAUGAUUAAAUCGGAGCAUAUAGUAAAAAGAAUUUCCCGUACUUAUUACACAAGGCCAUUGCCAGAACCUACUUGUCCCUUGUCGUAAC
Amoebophrya sp. A120 is the source of this 10179-nucleotide messenger RNA. Lineage: Eukaryota; Dinophyceae; Syndiniales; Amoebophryaceae. The record is from the annotation of a GenBank genome assembly.